AUGGGCUUCCCAGCCAGGCUCCUGGUCCUGUUGUCCAUCGGGGCCCUGCUGUACCAGCCGAUAACCCGCGGGGACUCAGCCAAGAUGAACACGGCCAUGGACGGCUGCCUGCGGCACUGGAUCUGGCUGAACCAGAGCACAACCUGGCGGGAAGGCGCCGCCCUGCAGGCGAAGGCCAAACCCUGCUUCAGCGCCCUGCGGCCCGGCAGCUUCUUCCCCGGGGCCGGGCUGGCCAGCUUCCGCCCAGCAGACCUGGCUGGCGGUGCUGCGCCCCCCAACGGAAGCUGGGGGCUGCAGGUGGAGCUGGGGCUCCGGGCCUCCCGGCAGACAGGGCUGGUGCUGGCUGUGGGGGCCCCAGACGGGAGCCUGGCACUGACCCUGGCCCUGCAGCCCACGGCCCUGGUGGCGCGUCUGGGUAAUCGGACCGAGCUGCAGCUGCCCCUGCCGGAGGGGCCCUGCCUGGACGCCCCCCUGCGCCUGCGGGUCUCCCCCACCCAGCUGGCCCUGCAGCUGGGCAACCACGGGGACACCCUGCCUAGCCAGCCCCCUGACUUCCAGUGGCUGCAGGAGGCCUGGCUGGGCCAGGAUGGGCGGCUCUUCAUUGGCGGGCUGCCAGAAGGAGGUGAGACCCCCAGGCCCCAGGAGUGGGGGGCCUUCCGGGGCUGCCUGCGGGGGAUCCAGGUGCAAGGCCACCAGCUGGACCUGGACUCGGCCCUGUUCAGGAGCGACACCAUCUGGGCCCACAGCUGCCCCGGCGGCCACGAGGGGGCGGGAGGGGGGAGCUGAGCUGGGGGCAACGGUGCUGCUUAAAGGGUCUGCCGGGCGACGCCCCCUCCCUCGUUACCUGGCCACCACCACCGGUGGUGGGACGGUGUAUGUGGCCGGGGGUGUAGGAGUGGUGGUGACCUGUGAUGGU
Chrysemys picta bellii (western painted turtle) is the source of this 916-nucleotide messenger RNA. NCBI's taxonomy places the organism in Eukaryota, Metazoa, Chordata, Testudines, Emydidae. The record is from RefSeq and is a predicted model, not a curated record.